Molecule: messenger RNA, 1713 nt
Organism: Cyanidioschyzon merolae strain 10D
Lineage: Eukaryota; Rhodophyta; Bangiophyceae; Cyanidiales; Cyanidiaceae
Exons: 1
Coding region: 1-1713 (570 amino acids)
Source: RefSeq, a predicted model, not a curated record
AUGCGUCGAGCGUCUGUCUACGGCGCCUCGGACGGACACCAACCUAUCGCUGUUCGUAGGUGGCAUGGAGCAAUCAUGGCGUCGCGUGGCAUCCAGGUGCGACUGCAUACCCAAAGACUGGACGCGAUUCAUAGUCUUCCGGAUGCUUUUCGACUGAGCUGCUUUACCGGCCCCAGUCCGGAUGGAAGACGAUUUUAUGGGGUGGAUGCGGGUCACCGUUUUCUCAACGGUGAAAUCGCUCCGUGUAUCCUAGAGUUUGAGCGCGAUGGAGAUUUCAUGCGAGAGCGGCGCAUCCUGCGCUGUCCGGUGGAUUAUUUUCCCGUAUCAGCGUCGGGUCCAGGCAGGAGCACGGAAGAGACCGAGCAGGGUCCGGUUGCUGGCCUCGUCGAGGCCAUCAAUUACUUGACCUGUGGCGUGAUGCCGUGCCUCGGUUUCGUCGUCGUGGCCUGCUGUGGAGAUUUUUUGGAAGACGCUGGCUCUAUCGUGAUCUUUCGGCCUUAUGCCAGCGAGCAAUCAUCCGGGGAUUGUUUUCCAGUGAAGAUUCGGACGGCGGCUUCGACUUGGUCGGCCUCAGUUUGCGCUGAAGCUCCGCUCUUGGUGUACGGCAGCAAUGCACACACGGUGAAUUUGCUAGAGUUUAGUCUCGCAGGUGCCGAAGGAACGCAGACAUGUGCGUAUGAGGCUGAGCGGGUGAUGCCGGCAACGAUGGCGCCAAACGACGCAUCGUGCCUGCCGUACGUCGCCUCACAGAUUCGUAUUCGCUGCAGGGUGCUUGCACAGCAUGCACACAACAUUCCCUGUGUUUCAUUCGGAGCGAAAUGCUUUGCAGUGGAUGAUGCGCAUGUUCGUAUGGUCGCUUCGGUGUCUCUGGACUGCACGGCGCACUGGACUAGUGUUGUGCCUGGUGUGGAGCGGGAUCCACCGCACGAGUCCCGUGGAAGCGUUCGAUUUCGAGUUUCGCUGGGCACCGGCGGGAUGCAGCGGGAUGGUGGCUGGUUCAUUGAACCCAUACCGUGGUACUUUUGGCAUGCCGGUGCAAUCGUGCUCCUCUCUCCCGAGGCGGCUGCGAAUACAAGGGUUGCAGCGUCGGUGCCGGCGUCGGCGUCGGAGGCGGCACCCAGCGAGCUCGUCGCCAUCGACACCUGUUUGGAUGCGUUUGAGCAGGCCCAUAUCGCCGCUGCCGUCGAUGAUGUUCACCAGGGGUUUCUAACAGAAAAGCCAUUCGAUGGGCACAUUCGGGCGUAUCAGGAAACAAGCGUCUGGCUUAUUGGCACCGGCAGCGUUGUGUCCGUGUGGCGGAUACGCCGGCACCCUAAUGCAGUACAUCCGGAGCGCAUCGCGGCACUGGACCUUGCGCGCGAUGUCCGAGUGCGUCAGGUCUCGCUCUUUGGAAUACGCUACCACGCAUUUAGCCCUGCAUUGGGCAUUCUUGUGGUUGGCAUAGGCAUGCUCUUGCCGCGUGAUGGAGGUUUGCUCAUCCUGGCCGUUGAUCGCUGGUCUGGACGAGUUACCCGCUAUUUAUCGCACGACGCUGCAGCACACAAUCAACGGGGCAGUCGCUCUGAAUUGCAACGUCUGUACGAUAGGAUUCAAGCUCCGGUAUGUGCGAUAUUUUUUGUGGACACUACACUGUACGUGCUUGAUCGAAACCGUGAGCUUCACAUGGUCACCUUCAAGCGAUCCGCCGGACUGGUGUACCAAGCCACUUCUUGA